Messenger RNA from Leptonychotes weddellii (Weddell seal), 3598 nucleotides. The record is from RefSeq and is a predicted model, not a curated record. NCBI's taxonomy places the organism in Eukaryota, Metazoa, Chordata, Mammalia, Carnivora, Phocidae.
ACUCUCCUCCGCCCGUCUCUUCGCCCCACCCAUUGUGAUUCAGAGCCCCAACCCCGCCCAGGCGCUCAUUUAACUCGCCUGGGGCCAUAGCCAGGCGCUGCUGCUUCUUACAGCUCCUUGCUGGAGCCCGCUUCCCCUUACUCCGGAUCCCGGGCCCUGGGCGCCAUGGGCCUUCUCCGCGGGCCGCUGCUCCUGCUGCUGCUAUUGCUGGGUCCACCUGCGGCUCAGGGUGACUGCAACAUUCCCCCAGAGGUACCUAAUGCCCAACCAACUUUGGGAGAUCUCUUGAGUUUUCAAGAAGGAACCACAGUAACAUACAAAUGUAAUGAAGGCUUUGUAAAGGUUCCUGGCAGGGCCGACUCAGUGGUCUGUCUCAACAAUACAUGGUCAGAGGUGGCAGAAUUUUGUAGCCGUAGCUGUGACGUUCCAACCAGACUACUUUUUGCAUCUCUCAAAAAGUCUUUUACCAAACAGAAUUAUUUCCCAGCGGGUUCCAUUGUGGAAUAUGAAUGCCGACCUGGCUUCCAAAGGAACCGUUUUCUCUCAGGAAAACUAACUUGCCUUCAGAAUUUUACGUGGUCCAAACCAGAUGAAUUUUGUAAAAAAAAAUCAUGUCCUAAUCCUGGAGAUUUAAGACAUGGCCAUGUCAGCAUACCAACUGACCUAUUAUAUGGUUCAUCUAUCUCCUUCUCAUGUAACGAGGGGUACAGGCUAGUUGGUGAAACUUCUAGUUACUGUUCCCUUGUAGACGAGGGUGUUGGGUGGAGUGAUCCAUUUCCCGAAUGCCAAGAAAUUUUCUGUCCAGAACCACCAGAAAUUAGCAAUGGAUUCAUUCUGGAUCCACGGGACACUUAUGUGUAUCAACAGACUAUAAAAUAUAGAUGUAAUGAAAGCUUCACCCUGAUCGGAGAGAACUCUAUUUAUUGUACUGUUAGAGGUGACCAAGGAGAAUGGAGUGGCCUGCCACCUGAAUGCAAAGGUUCUCAGAUUUCUAAGGUCACACCACCAGUUCAGAAAUCCACCACAGUAAUUGUAUCAGCUACAAAGCCCACAUCAACUCCUCAGAAACCUACCACAGCGAAUGUUCCAGGUUCCGAAGCUACAUCAACUCAGAAACCCAGUGCAGCAAAUGUCUCAGAGACCCCAGCAGCAGCCCAGAAGCCCAUCAUGGCAAAUUCAUCUGCCACACAGGCCAUGCCAUCAACCCAUAGAUCCACCACAGCGAAAGCUUCAUUUACACGGAGUCUUCCAGCAACACAAAAGUCCACUGUUAUCCAUGCCCCAGUGACUAAGGGUCUCCAUACAACAAAAAGAUUGACCUCUGCUCAUGUUACAGCAAAACAGAGUUCAGCUACUCCCAGGACAACCAGCACACCUAAUGGAAAAGGGACCCUCUCUUCAGGUGCUGCCAUCAUUGCAAUUGGACUUGUUGCUGGUACUAUAAUUGGUACCCUAAUUCUAGUCAAAAUUUUCUGGCACUAUGGAAAAUCAGGGUGAGCAGAAAUUCUGAUGAUUUAAAAAAAUUUGUUCUUAGCUUCUUUCCAGUAAAACUUGACACUAUAUCAGAAGGUAACUUUCUUAGCUUAAUUGUCUUUUUGGACAUGCUCUCCCUUUAUUCCUUUUCUCUGUCAUUACUGCCCUGGGUAAACAGACUUUGUGUCUUUUUUCUUCUCUUUUUAAUUUUUCAGUAGAUUCAAGGACAUUAACAUUUCAUAGGAAAGUGAUUUGAAAGCCACAUUCUCGCUUUGCAAUCUAUUAACCAACUCACCUUGUUUCCCUACUCAGUACAAUUUCUGGUAAGAUCUGUGUGUUACACAGAAGCAAAAACCUAGGGAAAAAUCAACCUCUCAUAGAUUUGGCAGGUUGCCUGUGAUCAGGCCUUUUUCUGAGUUGGAUAUAUGAAAACAUGCCGAAACAGCUAAAAACAGCCCCGUGGUUCAGAGGAUGGGCCCAGGAGCCUGACCGCUUGAUUUGAAUCAUCCCCGGGCUGAAGUACGGGCCAUGGGACAAUGGGCAACUUCACUUCUCUGAGGCUUCUUAUUUGUAAAGUGGGGGGCGUAUAUCACCUGCCUCAGGGGAUUGUAGUAAGGAUCAAAUGAAUUGCCCCCUGUAAAGAAGGUAGAACAUUGCUUGGCACAUUGGUAAGCCCUGGGAUGGUAGAACAGCUGCACAUAGGGAAAAAAAUCAGUAUUAUUUGAAACAUCUGAUCUGCCUUGAAUGUGCAUGUGUUAAGUAUAAUGUCAUAGCUGGCUCUGACCUAUUCUGUAGACAGAGGAUUAUUUAAAUUGACCCUCCUUUGUUUUAUAGAUUUGACUGUUUCUUACCGUAGAGUUUAUAUAAACUUGAAUUAUUUCUAAACUGCCCUACUGCCUAUUUUUUUUCCCCUUAAUUAAAAACAACUCUGCUUUAAUGCUGUCACUAAAUGGCCUGUUUUAAUUUGAGGGGUGAUGUGAGCUAUCUACUUUUUACCCUCUGAACUCUUACCUUUCUCUUUAAAUUAACAAUGUUAUUGAAGCCUAUUGUAAGCUAAAGUAUGUAAAUGUUCUUUAAGUCACCAAAUGGUUCAGUCUUCUAGUAAAACUAUCUGACCACUGGGUCUUGUGAGCUUUUAAAUAGAUAUUUGUUUACUGCCAAUAAAGUAUUCUAGAUGCUUAAUACCAAAUGUAGUAAAAUAGAAGUUCAGGUGUUUCAGAAACUUUUUAAGAAUGUGGUUUAGAGUCCAACAAAAAUGAACAGAAUUCGAAGUCAUAUAAAGUGAGUUAAGUUGGUACUGAUGCUUGAGCAAAACUACUGUGGAAAAAAAGUAAACCACCCACCCUACGUACUUCCUUGCCCUUGUUCUGGCUCUCCUUUUGAAUUAGAGCAUUGUGGGUUUACCUUGCAAAGCCAAUGCUUUGGGGCCUGGCAGGUAAGAGGGGUGGGGAAGGAAUGUGGAGUUUACUGGGCACUCUCUGGGCAGCUUCAGUUUCUUUACAUACUUUUCAGGAAAAUAAUUGGCCAUGUUGGUUUCAGUGGGAUGCAAAGUGCUGAAACGUAGAAGGAGGGAAUAUUUGUUUUGAAUUUUAUUGGGGUUUUGCAGUAAACCAAAUUCCUCUCUUUCUGAAUCAGAGGAAACUUGUGCAAACCCCUAAGAAAGAAUUUGCCUUUUUCAUGUGCACUUAAAAAACACUCCACUUGCCUUGUUUUGGAAGUAAAAGCUGUUGAAGGUAAGAGCUAACUUUGUACAUUCCUGGUUAUGCUCCUGAUUUCAUACCGAUUUAAUUAAAAAUUGGAUCUUAAUAGGGACAGGGAAAAGAGUUAAUGAGUGUGAAGGUGAUCGUGUCCCUUCACCUGGUGAUCCUUUGUGUUUGCCUAUCAGAGGAUUUACUUAUCUCUUUUAGAAAUGUAGGGUUCCCGUAAGUUUUUAGUUCAAAGGGAUGUGAUUGUAAGGAAAUGCUGAUACUGCUUUUCGGUUGAAAUUAAAAUUAUAUGAUUCAAUUUAUGUUUUCCUUCUCUACUAUUCAGCUCUUAUUACACUCAUGAAAACAGCAAAGCACUCAAUGUUAUGUUUCAUAAUUUAACUGUGACUGGUGAUGCCUCAGAAGUAAGACCUUCUGGU